AUGGACGCCAUUGCAGCCCAGGACAUUCCCUACUGGAACGAAGCCAUGGCCGCGAAAUAUACCGGGAACAAGCGGCCGUAUGACCAGAGUGACUUCUCCAAGUUUCUGUGGAAAUACGAUGGCAUCAUAGACGCGCCGGCCAUGUUCUUCCUGGAGGAGUGGAUUGCCGCGAACCCCGACGCCAAGGUCAUUUUGAACAAGCGCAGCUUUGAUUCAUGGUACAGAUCGGUGUCCAACACCGGCUUCCGCCUGACAGCUUGGCCGUGGUGGCCAUAUAUCCGCCCGUUCCAGUCCGGGCACCUGUAUGCCUGGUACCAGUACGCCUGCACGUGGCUGAACUUGAUGGGUCAACAGGGGUACGCGACCAAGCCGCAGCAUGAGCGGUGGACACGGGAGAAUUACCGGAAGACGUACGACGAACAUUACCCCCGUGUCCGGGCCCUGGUGCCUGCUGAUAGGAUCUUGGAGUUCGAGCUGGGCAAGGACGGGUGGAAUGAGCUGUGCGCGUUUCUGGACAAGGACGUCCCGGACCAGCCGUUCCCACACAUGAACGAGGCGAAGGGCAUGGUUGAGCAGAGGUUGGCAUUGAUCUGGCAGGAUGCUAUGAAGAAUUUCUUGAAAGUGAUGUCAACUACGGGGAUUGCCGCUGCAGUAUUUGCUUUUGGGUGGAUGCGAUGGAGAGGUCAACUAGUAGCUCUGGCACGGGGAAUUACUCCUCCUGGAUGA
This is a messenger RNA of Phaeoacremonium minimum UCRPA7, 726 nucleotides long. Its product is annotated as putative efflux pump antibiotic resistance protein. The coding region runs from base 1 to 726 and encodes 241 amino acids. The transcript has a single exon. The record is from RefSeq and is a predicted model, not a curated record. Lineage: Eukaryota; Fungi; Ascomycota; Sordariomycetes; Togniniales; Togniniaceae.